Messenger RNA from Egretta garzetta (little egret), 4914 nucleotides. It is a transcript of the gene LSM14B, whose product is annotated as LSM family member 14B. Gene Ontology annotation, molecular function: mRNA binding. The transcript has 9 exons. NCBI's taxonomy places the organism in Eukaryota, Metazoa, Chordata, Aves, Pelecaniformes, Ardeidae. The annotation marks the transcript as partial. The record is from RefSeq and is a predicted model, not a curated record.
AGUAAUCUUUCUAAUGCUAAAGUGCGAUCCUUUGGUACUGAAGACCGGCCCACAGACAGACCUGCUCCUCCGAGAGAAGAAAUCUAUGAAUACAUUAUUUUUCGGGGAAGUGACAUCAAAGACAUCACUGUCUGUGAACCUCCAAAAGCUCAACAUACUCUGCCACAAGAUCCUGCCAUUGUUCAAUCUUCACUGGGCUCUGCCUCUACAUCAUCCUUUCAGCCACAUGUGCCUUACAGCCCGUUUAGAGGUAUGCCACCUUACAGCCAGCUUGCUGCCAGCUCUUUACUUAGCCAGCAGUAUGCAGCUUCGUUAGGUUUAGAGAAAUUGGUAAGCCCUCCAGCAUCAGCAGCUGCUUCCAGCCCUAGUUCUUCUCCGUCUCCACAACCUGUUUCAGAGCCUGACAUGUCUUCAGAGCCCCAUCAGCUCUCUUCCAAGGGUGCUGGCUUCCCUUCUGUUCACCCAGUCCGCAAAAGCCCCAUGGUCGAGCAGGCUGUUCAGACUGGUCCAGUUGACAACAUGAAUUCACAAAAGCCGCCCCCGGUGAAAGUAACUCCAGGGGUUCCGCGCAGUGGACGGCAGGUUCCACCGGGCAACAGUAAGACAAGUGUAGAUACAGUUCAGGCAGCACCUGUGCAAACCCAAGGACAGGUGAACGAUGAAAACAGAAGACCUCAAAGGAGAAGAUCGGGAAACAGGAGAACCAGAAACCGUUCUAGAGGACAAAACAGACCAACUACUGUGAAGGAAAAUACAAUAAAGUUUGAAGGUGACUUCGACUUUGAAAGUGCAAAUGCACAAUUCAACAGAGAGGAACUUGAUAAAGAGUUCAAGAAGAAACUAAACUUUAAAGAUGACAAAGCGGAGACGGGGGAAGAAAAAGGGGACCCUGGAGUGGCAACUCAAAACAAUGACGGUAAUGCAGAGGAGGACCUUCUGGGGCCCAACUGCUAUUAUGAUAAAUCCAAGUCUUUCUUUGACAACAUUUCUUCAGAACUGAAGUCUAGUCUCAUCAGUUCUAGGCGUACCACGUGGGCCGAAGAAAGGAAGCUCAAUACAGAGACAUUCGGAGUGUCUGGACGGUUCCUUCGUGGCCGCAGCUUUCGUGGUGGAUUUCGAGGUGGAAGGGGCAGCGGAGCAGCAAGGCGAAACCAAACCACUCACAGAGCUGGUACUGGCAGAGUGUAACUUCAGAGGUUCUAACAUCUCUCCUGAGAGGAGGAAACUGUAUAUAGAAAGAAAACAACCAACUGCUGCACUAACGUGGGAAAAUGGUUCAUAUUGUUCACUGUCUCAGCUCAAGCGACAGAACUUCAUGUACUACUGCUUAUAUUCUGGACUUAUUUUGGACCAGCAGCUGUCAGCUGGAAUAUUCUUUGGAAGAGGGAAUGUGUUCAGGGGUACCUUCUUCAGGGUGUCUUUUUUUUGUUUGUUUGUUUUGUUUAUUUUUUUUUAAGUGCAGACUAACGUACAUUGUUCUUCUUUCUGGGUCUCUCAAAGGCUGCUAUAGUCUAAGCUUAAAGUCAGACUCCUUUUCUGAACCCUGAAGAAGAUAAAUCAUGCUAUUUUUUAACAUGGAACCAAAGCUCACUUGAAAUAAACCAGCUAGAAUUUGUUUGUUCUGAGUAACCAAAUGGAUUCUUUGGUGCUGCUGGUCUCACUGUUCUCGGCAGCGGGUGUGAAGCAGCACUUGGUAUCCGGGAGGACGGAUUCCUGGUGCCGAGGAGUUAUGUAUAUUGUCACUUGGGAAUACUGGAUUGUUGAUCAUGUAGUAGUGUCAAUGACUGUGCAACUGUUUGUCGGCCGGUACUAACGUGGAGGUGCUGCAGGCUUACAGGCAACCGUGGCUCUCCCUUGAGCUGAAGGGUGCUGGGCGCUCCUCCUCCACGGCUUGGAGCCCCUUGCUGGGCCAGGGCGGCGCGGGGGGGACCGCGUGCUCUGCCCUCGGUGGGAUGGGAGCGGUGAGCAGCACCGCCCUGCCCUCGGAGUAGAGCUUUUGGGCAGUGGCUGACUGUCUGGGAAGGAGAUCCGAAGCUCCGAGUUCUUGCCUCAGUUCGUACCUGGCUCCUGGGCAGUACCAAGCGCAAACAGUUCUCUGUACGCUAGUAGACUGUGGUGGAACACUAUGGAAUGUUUUCAUUAAACUAGGGAUGGGAGUCCAUAUAAUGAAGCUUAACAGAUGGGCAUGUUUAAUUUGUGUCCUCUAUACCCCCCAGACUGUAAAUAGUUUAGUUGUUUUUCUUUUGUUUUUAAAAAUCUGUAUGUGGGGAGAGGGGCUGGGGGGGGGUUACAUUUGUUUGCAUGAAUAAGUGGGUUAAAUUGCUAUAGGCAUGUGUCCCUUUUUUGGUUGGUAGGGAAUUUCGUUGAAAAAGCACCUUGAUGACUGAACCCCUUACAUAGCUAGAAUUUUUUUAGUUAUGCAUUGACCUAGGUUACUGUAAAAGCUUGGAUUUAUUUUUGUAGGACUUUAUUGCUAAGAAUUAGAACAUAGCAGUGGGGCUGCUCUUUGGAGUAAUGUAAAUUGUAAUUAUAAUAAACAUGUAAAUGUUUAAUGUUUCCCUCCUGCUUUGUUCUGUACCUCAGUCCGUACAACCUGUGGGCGCUUGUCCUAGCGGGGCUCAAAUCUAAGUUGGAGAAAACUCUGCCUCAGAGUUGGGGCAGGCCGGGGCACUACGGCAGGGGAUUAAAUAGGCUUAAAAACCCUGAUCUGGGCACUGCCCCCCCCGUUGCCAUUGCCCUCUGUUCUGGUGUCCUCACUGAGGAACCACCCUGAGCCUGUACCGAGCCCAAGCCCCUGGGCCAGUGGGGCUUAACUAGAGCUUGCUUGGGGCACAGCGCUGCUGGUUCAGUAGCCACAACUGCCCUGGGUGUCUGGGCUCACGGCAAGGAAAGGGGGCAGGUGCUGAAACUGCUUCCUCAGAAGCUGCUGCAAGCCUCUGGGUUUCUCCACUGGCCCAACAGCCAGCAGGGUGCUGAGCGUGGGGCUGGGACUGCGCUGCUGGAGGGGCCGGGCUUGUCAGGGGGGGCUGUGGCAAAGGGAGAAAGGGCCGCUUUCUGGGUACUAAUGCCUCUGGUUCUAAGGAGCAGGGCCCUGUGUUUCUGCAGCAAAGCCUCGGCUCUGAUACCUGAGAGGUGGCCCUGGUCAUGGCACUGCUGAAGUUGCUGUACUGGGGCUGUCUCCCAGCUCUCCCACUGUACUGGGCUCACUGGGAGCAGUAGGAGGGGGCCGGUGGCUGGGCCCUGGGCUUGCUGACUGCCAGCCCCUCUCCGGCAGGAGCUGUGUUCCCCUUGGCUCUGCUGCAGCCCUCUUGGCUGCCAGGCAGAAGAUUCCCAACAUGAGGGAAGGACGGUGGCGACUUGUGCAGGGAACCAAACAGGGCUUUUCCAACUUCAGCAUUCCAUCCAAGGACUGAUAAAUGAAACUGCACUAUUCCAGCAACUCCCUUUCUCCAGCUGCUGUGGCCCAACGCUUCCCUGAGCAGCGGCACGGCCGCUUUCCUGUCCUUGAUUCCAGGGCCCUACGCUCUGCCCACGCUUUGCUUUGCAGCCUUUGGCGGUAAACAGCCCGGCAGCCUGUGGGAGUUGCUGCAGGCUGGCACCCGCUGCCUGGAGCAGCCCCCGGGGGGGGGCAGGGGCGCCCGCAGCCCUGGCUGAGCCACUGCAGCUUGUGUUACACCUGUAAAACCCUGCCUCGCUUGGCAACCGCAGCCCCAGAGCUGCUUUCUAGGGCUGUUCCAGUUCCACCCCCUUGGUGGAUAAAAAUAGGGGAAUUCUGUAAUCGAGUGGCACCCGUUACUGUUGCAGGCAGGUGCUGAGGCUCAUGGGUAAGAGAAGCCCAAGGCUUCUCCAAAACGGGAAAAGGCAACGCUGCACUAUGGCACAAGCAAAGUGACCACCCUUCCCCAAAAGCUGGGAGCAGAGAUGCCCUUAGCGAUACGGACAGGAUGGACAAAGCCUUUUGUUGUGCUUAAAGGUUGUACUGAAAGAGAAAAAAGGCCCCAGGAAGAAGCAGGGGGAAAAAUAAAAAUUAACAGGGAGGGAGGGAGGGGCUGGUGUUAUUUCUGUUCAGCCCUGUACCCCCUGGUUUGGGGGCAUCACAGCCCUGUGCCCCCCUGCUGCUGUCACUGGCAAACCGUCCCCACCCCCCUUGCAGGGCAGGGAUCAGCUGGAACAGAACUUUCUGUUGGCCAGAAGCAGAGCAUGGAGCUGCCGCGCUGCAACUACCACUCUGAAAUCAAAUUCCCCAGUUCCAGCCCCUCUAGGUGAGUUUCGUACCAUCUGAGUGAACAGUUGUCACCCGCUGCCUUCACCCUGACGCAUUUCUAAGUUUAUAACAUUAUAGGCGUUGAUAGCUGCAGCACGUGGCUGGCUCUGCCUCCCGCAGAGCACCCGAGCACUCUCCUGCUGCUGAAGGGGCGAGUGCUGGGGACAGGGAAGGGACGGGCUGGGCCAGAAGCAGAGCUAAACCCAGCUCCCGCAGGCGAGACGCACAGAGGAAGCGGCACGAGGGUAAAUACAAAAGGAGAAACUGGACCAGAGCAUUGUGGCUUAACUGUGGCGAACACAACAGCCCGUGCAGCUAUUUUUAGCACUGGGAAGCGACUGGUCUGUAAAUCCCCUAGUGGGCAAUCACAACAGCAACACUUUAUUCUGAACCAGCUGAAUCAUGCACGGUCCAUAUAAGCACCGCGUCACACACCAAGCAAGCACCACAUCACGCACCUCUGCUGCGAUGACGUGCCUGCAGCAGUCGGGGCUGGCCUCCCAAAACACGACCCCCCAACGCCUCAGUACCUCAUGCACAGGCUGCCGCAAGGCUUACGUCCAGACCCCCACCGGGUGAUGUUGAAGAUGUUAGGGAAGAAAAAGCGUAAUUCGGUAUUAGUUAUGUUCUCUGGAGGUCGUAACACAACA